AAUUCCAAUUUGAAUCCUUUCAAUUUUUAUUUAUUAUCUUUAGUGUGAACUGUCAAUUUGACAACUGACAGUUUACACAUGUACCUUCCCCCGUGUCCUCCCCGCUUUGACUAAAAAUAACCUAAAAUUUAUGAAUAAAUAAAGGAUUUAAUAAAUUAAAAUGGAAGUUGGGGCUGUAAAGCAAGCAUUUAACAAUGAGCUUAUACUGUUAAAGAAAAAUUUGAACCAAGCCAGAACGCAGGUAAUACAUAAGCUGACAAGAAAAGCCAAGACUCUUACAGAAAAGAAGGCUCCAGAUACUUUAAAAGAGAAACUAAAGAGAAAAGCGGAAUCUGCUAUAAAUGAAGUCUUAAUAUUGAAGAAAAUAAAAGUCAAGGACUUGGCACAGUUUAUGAUAACCCAUCAAGGUGAACUAAAGGAUUAUUUAAACAGGCCCAAUGUGGACCACAAUAAAGCAUGUGCCAGACUACUCCUACACAAAGCAUUGCAAGAAAAGUACAAACACAUCAGAGGAAGAUUUGCAAAGGUACCAAUUAGAGAUCUAUUUAUGUCUAGACAAGAAAGAUUAAAACUGAAAAAAGAGGCAAAAGAAAAGCAGAAGAGUAAACAAAGAGGAAAGAAUGGGAAAGUUGUUAACGCAGAAGGUGAUUGGGAUGUUGAAGAUAUUAAAAUGAGUGAUAAAAAGGUAAUGAUGGAUGGAGAUAAUGACAUUGAAACUGAAAAGAUGUUUUCUGAUGAAGGCAAUGAUUUUGAAAUGGAUGAUGAUUCAGAUAAUGAACAAAGUAGAGGCAAAGCCUUACUAGGUGAUGCAGAUUCUGCAGAUGAACAAGGAAGUCAAGAAAGUGACGAAAGACAUCAGGAUAGUGAGGAAGAUGAGGUUGGUGAUGGUAAUGAUAGUGACAGUUGUGAUGAUAAUAAUGAAGACAAAAAGUCAAGUUUGGGUAAUUUUGUUAAACUAAAACCAGAACUAUCUAAAAAUAUUCAAGUUAAAGACAAAAAUACUGAUUUAGAUAGUAAAAACAUUGUGAAACGAAAUAAAGUCCCACUACCAGUAAAAAAAUCAGAGAAGAAAAAAGAUGUUAACAAGAACAAAAAUCUUAAUGAGAAGUUACUUCAAAGGAAAUUCAAGAAAGGUGAAGAUGAAGCUCCCGUGGCACAAAAUAAAGUUGUAGAUCCCUUCUUUAUUACAUCUACAGGAGAAAACUAUAUGUCAGUAGCAGAACCCAGACAACCUGAUGAGGUUAAAGAAAUACAUAAACAGGGUAACAGAAAGUUAAGAAGAGCUGCAAUGUUUGGUCAUGUACCAAAAAUAAAACCAAAAGAGAAUUAUGAUGACUCCAGAUUUAGACAGAAUGAUGAUAGGGGCAAUUUUAGAAGUAAAUUCAAUGACAAAGAAGAUAAAAAGUUUAAUAAUAAGGGUAAUUUUAAUGAUAGAAAGUUUGAUAAUAAUAGGAAUUUUAAUUCUAAAAAAGACGAACCUGAGAAAUUGCAUCCAUCUUGGGAAGCAAAGAAGAAAAAGUCUGGCAUUUUACCUUUCGAAGGAAAGAAGAUUGUAUUUGAUGAAAGUUGAUGUAAUUAAAUAUUAUUUUUAUAAUUUGUGUUUCAUGUGUACAUCUUCUAUUUGAGGGUACAGGCAGACUCACCAGAGUAAUUAUUGUAUGGCAGUAUGGUGAAAAAUAAUAAAUUGGUUUACACUAAAUGUAAUAAUACUAUGCUGCUGUUAGAAAAUAACUUAAGUUGCUCUAGACGGCAUUUCCAAUGUGUGGUAUUUAAAAAAUAAAAAAAAAUUAAUUCGCGA
Molecule: messenger RNA, 1798 nt
Organism: Manduca sexta (tobacco hornworm)
Lineage: Eukaryota; Metazoa; Arthropoda; Insecta; Lepidoptera; Sphingidae
Gene: Rlb1
Product: myb-like protein V
Exons: 3
Coding region: 161-1570 (469 amino acids)
Biological process (GO): maturation of SSU-rRNA
Cellular component (GO): 90S preribosome; nucleus
Source: RefSeq, a predicted model, not a curated record